This is a messenger RNA of Cydia fagiglandana, 12158 nucleotides long. Its product is annotated as TP53-binding protein 1-like. NCBI's taxonomy places the organism in Eukaryota, Metazoa, Arthropoda, Insecta, Lepidoptera, Tortricidae. Gene Ontology annotation, molecular function: histone binding. The transcript has 11 exons. The coding region runs from base 322 to 3849 and encodes 1175 amino acids. Gene Ontology annotation, biological process: DNA damage checkpoint signaling; positive regulation of transcription by RNA polymerase II. Gene Ontology annotation, cellular component: nucleus. The record is from RefSeq and is a predicted model, not a curated record.
CAACAUUAAAAAUCAACAAGCAAGCGGGUCGGGGCUGCCGAGCGGCCGACUGUUUGACUUUCUUUCGUCGGUGUUUUUGCUUCACGUGUAUUUCUUCGUAACAUAUUUGCCCUUUUAAAUAUUCUUUGUGAAAUAUUGAUCGUUAUGUAUUAAUACCAGCUCUUGGUCACGAAAACUUUCUCCGUUUAAUUGCUUAGUUGCAAAAAUGCCUAGUGUUACGGAGUGACAGAUGUUUUGAGUGUAGAAUCUCGUCAUUUCUGACUUGAAUACAUAGAUAUAUCAUAACACUAAACUCUGGUCGUGUUAAGAGAGCUAUCAGCCAUGGAGUCCGACCCCCAGGAGACGGGCCUGUCCUCCGGAGAUGCAGUAAAGACAAACGGUAACACGUCACAGCCGCUGUUCCCAGAGAGCCCUGUUUACGAGCCGGAGGAAGAUGCUGACUUGGGGAAGGAUGAAACGUCAGCCAUUCUUCUUGACGAUAGCAAAGAAGAACCACUUGAAGGGAAAGAUGAGAAACCAACAUUGCAAUCCAAGAGGAAACUCUCAGAUGAAGCAGACGACGGCAGCGCUAAAAUACAGAAACUCGAUAAUACCGAAUUCACAGUCAACACACAAAACCUCGACGAAGAAGUAUCGGAAAUCAUCAGCGCAGCCAAGAAAGAUAUCCUACCCAGAGUUCAAACUCCUGUUCGAUCCAGUCCUAGACUCAAAAGGAGCAACAGCGCUGAUAUCACUAAACCUAAAACACCAAGAACGCCUAAAAGCCGCCCAGCCAGUGUCGAUAUCACUAAAGAAAGAAAGACCCCUAAGAAAUUGAAAAUAGACGAUAUAGUUGAGCGUCCAAGCAUUGAUCCAGGUAAAGAACCAUCCAAAGUUCCUGAAACUAUUGCGGAAGAAAGUGGAUCUGAAAUGAAUGAUUCGCAAAAUUUCCAUCUAGUACUAUCACCGAAUACCGAUGACGAUGCAUUGCCCAAAACUAUUACUAAUAACUACAGCAGUGAUCCAGUAUUAGUCAAGGAUAGAGAAGAAAUUAUAAGUCCAGGGAAAAUCAAUGAAACUCGAAGCGAAGGUUAUAACUACUCCGAUCAGAGCAAUCUUUCGCAACCGAAAAGACUGGAAUUCAAUAAAGGCAAAACCACUGAUCAAGAGAGCACAGAUAGUGUUGAAUCUCCACCGAGUCCUGAUCAUUUACCUACGGUUGCUUCAAAGUUAAUCUCUAAAUUAUCUAAUGGAAAUUCCUCGACACCAACUGAAUUGUCAUCGGGGAAAAGAACAGAUGAUAGUGACAGUACUCCUGAUAUGUUGAAGCUGACUAACAAUUUAAAGCGUGGUAAAAAUGAGUCUUUUCGUGUUAGUAAUAACACAACUCCAUCAACUAUAUCGCCGCUGCAAAACGGGCAUGGCAGAACGGAUCCUUUAUCUGAAACUCAGCCGCAACCUAUAUUCGAUGUCCUAGUAAAUUAUAAUGAAGACGGCGAGUUCCUAUCACUGUAUGUUGUUAAAACGGACAAUGAUCUGGGCUUGGAUAUGUGUCGCGAAUACCAAAGAUUUUCGAAACGCUUCACAAUCGACCCGUAUUUAGGCGAUGUGUCAGUCAGUACUUCGCCCUCUAGCGUUACUAGCACAGGUAUGAUCAAUCUACCUAUCAAUAGAACAUCUUUCGCAUCAACCGUUAGUUCUACUUCAAGUUCAAGUAAUAGAACUAGUGAUGGGGCGUUCGUAGUUCCUCAACCACCAAGAAAAUCAGUUGUAAACCCUAUCAGCUCAGUUAAAGGUUUUGAUGCUGUAUUGAAGAAAGUAACUGAUGUUUUCACUCACGCUAAAGAGGCUUUCGAGGGCUACCGUUCGUGUAGUGACGAUAAAAUCUCAGUUGGCGUCCAAACUACUCCCUCUACCGAUUCAUUAAGCAACGGGAAUCUAAGUCCGGAGGAAUCCUGCAAAACUGAUAAAGCGACACCAAAGAGUUCUCUUAAGAAAACCAGAGUUAGAGGACGACGGAAUCUUUCAAGCAAAACUAAAAGGAAUAUCUUACCGACUCAAGCGGAAGAGCCAGAAUAUAUGCACGGGAUGAAUUCUCCAGAAAUGGUGCCAACGAAUGGAGAUGCCGAAAAGAUUUUGAAGUCUCCUAAAUCUGAGAAACCGCUAUCAUCGCUAGUCGCAACUCCAAAGUCCGUGUCUAAGCUGAAACAGAAACGCAGACCUACAUCUCCUAGGCCUGCUACACCGGUUGAAAAGGCUUUAGUUAAGACGGAGUACCCGGGUUAUGCUCCUGACACUGCAGUUUUAGCUAAAUGGGUGGAUAAACGGUACUAUUCAGGAAAAGUUUUAGAGAUAACGGAGCCUAAUAAAUACUUGAUCAAGUUUGACGAUGGGCAGUCGAAAGUUUUGCUGGAUGAUUUCAUUAUAUUUGGGGAUACGAAGACUCUGCCGUUGCUUGGUCAGUCGGUGUAUGCAAUGGUUGAUGAGGAGCAGAAUUAUGAGCCGGGUUUGGUGCUUGGAGUUGAAGAGAAUGAUAGUGGUACUGUCACAUAUAGGUGUACUACUGAUGGCGACACAGUGGUAAUGGUGACCGCCAGCGAGCUGUAUUUAACAGAAGACCAGGCGAGAUCGCUGAAGGAAUCAUCUCGUCCUCGCUCGCCCACCUCCCCAGCGACGCCUCGCCGGCGACACCAUCGAGAAUUAGAUCUUGACAACAUUAUACAGGGUCCUAGAAGUGCAAGAUCGCGGGAUAAAGGCAACUCCAGUGCGAAGAAACGCGUGACGUCACCGAAAAGUCCGAAGGCAUCCACAUCAGGAGUAAAAACGAAAAGCACCCCUGUCAGUCGGAAACGCUUAGCGAGCGAAAGCAGCGAAAUGAGCGAAAGCAGUAAUUCAGCGCCGCCCGUCAGACUAGAGGAGGUUGCUGGCGUGGAGCCGGAGGUUCAGCGGACGCCACGCAAAAUAGACGGCGUCAAAGCGGGCCCUCUACAACUAAAAGGCGCGGCGAAACAAAAUAUCGGCAAGAAGAACUCCAAACUAACCAAAUUUGAGAACGACGAGGACACAGUGUCGACUCUAGGCCCAAUCCCAGGGCCAGACAGUAAAUUGUUCGCGGGGCUACAUUUCUUGCUGACUUGUACUGAGCCGCCGAAGAAACUCAAGUCUGACAAGUGCCAAGAUACGCGGCAUUACUCGUCAGAAGAAGAUGGCGAGACGACCGCGGGCACAGAUUGCGAGGACCUGGAGUUCUCCGACCGACCCUUUAACAAGGAACGGCUCAAAGAGCAGUUGGAGGCAGGCGGCGGCAUCGUCUACAGCCACUUCGAUGACGUUCCAAAAGCAAAAUACAGCGUCACCAAACUGAUCGCCCCCCGUCCCUGCCUCACGGCCAAAUACAUCCAAUCGCUGGCGGCGGACAUCCGGUCCGUGACCCACCAGUGGGUCAUACUGUGCUGCACGAACAACACGCUGCUGGACACCGAUGCGUACGCGCUGCCGGCCGGCUGGUCUAUUACCAAGCAGGCGUUCGUUAACUGGGUACCAUCAUCAGGCCGACGCAACACCCAAUUCUUCAAAGACAAGGUCAUCCUCCUGUGCGGCGAUCAGGACACAUUCGUCAAAUUCUGGGAACGCGUGUGCACCCUAGUCGGGGCGACCACGCGCGUCGUCAACGAAGAGGACCUAAACAUGUCGGGUGCCCUAGCUUUAGUCACCGAAUGGGACUGUCCCCACGAAGUCCAGAACAAAGCUAACCAGGACAAUAUCCCACUAGUUUCAACCACAUGGGUGGUACAGUGCCUUAUCGAGGCUAAAGUGAUCCCCCCAACCAGCCACGAUAAGUUCUCAUUUAUGUAUACGGAGCCCGAAUGAUCCUGGGACUUUAAGAAGAUACUCAUUAUACGUGAAAUUUGACACUUUAGUGAGUGGCGGAAGUGACGCUGUGUAGGUUAAGUGAUAAGUGAACGGAGUGGUACAUUCGGUAUUUUUUGUGAUAACUUGUGACAUGAAUUCCUGGCUGGUUUCUAUAGUUCGUUUUUUUAGCAUUAGAAAGAACUUGGAAGAAGGUAAGCGAUUUUGGCAUGUCUUUUAAUUGAAAAACGCUUAUUAAAAAUCAGUUACUAUCAUUUAUGAAAGCAGAAGAAUAUAAAUUAACGUAUUAGAUUUAUAAUUGUUACAUAUUUGCCGUAACUUAUUUUUAAAAUGUGUUUUUAAAUUAAGAAACAUCAAGAUUGUUUACCUUAUUUCUAAUGCUAAAAAAAACGAACUAUUUAUAAAGGCCGACGCAAUCGAGCAAUACAUCUAGAAAAAGAAGGAUAAAAAAACAUACUAACAGUUUUUUUAUACUUCAUUGGUUGCAAACAAGCAUAAGGCUUGCCUCCAAGGCUUGGUUGCAAGUGUGUUACCGGCAUUUAAGAUGGGCGUAUUUUCUUUUUUCGUCGUUCGUCUUUGUCGUUGGUCUAUAUCUGUCAUUUUGACUUAUGUAUUUGUAAGAAAGGGAUCCCGUAAAGUUUUAUGAGUAAGGGGGUAAAUAUAUACUUUGGAAAAAAUAUAGACAAGGUCCUUGUAAUUAAAAAUUCUAUGUAUUUUAGAAUUCUUUGCGUGAUACCUUUGGAGUUGGUCCAUAGCUGUGUUAACCGCUUACCAUCAGGCGAGCCUUAUGCUUGUUUGCCACCGGUGUAGUAUAAAAUAACUGUUAGGUCAUUUACUGUGAUUUUUCUACAGUACCUAACAUCCAACGUACUUUCUUUAAGUGUGGUUAUACGGCCGUCAUAUGACAACGAUGUCACAAGUUACCAAAAAAAGUCUAGAAUUGCGCCUCAACAGUUCUGUCUCAGUUUUUAAGUGACGGAUGUAUUAAGUGAUAAGUGAAAGUGAAAGGUACAAUAAAGUGAACGAUCAAAGUGAAGUGUACAUUACGCGGCUUAAUGUUAAUUUGAUACUAGUUUAUAGUAAGAAGAUAGUUACUGUCAAGAUCUGUACUUGAAAUUCAAGCGUCUUUUGUAACAUAUACCUGUGGUGAGAUAUUGAAACAUUUUCGUAAAACAAAAUAGGCUUCUUUACUAUAAAUAAAUUAAAUUGUUUCUCAAAGCGUUCAUCAUCAUCAUCAUAUGAUGACAGUCAACCGACCGCCAUAAUUAAAUAAAUAAAUAAAUAUUAUAGGACAUUUUUACACAAAUUGCCCUAAGCCCCACACGGUAAGCUCAAGAAGGCGUGUGUUGUGGGUACUCAGACAACAAUAUAUAUAAUAUAUAAAUUACAUAUGUAUAUAGAAAAUAACCACUCGGGAACAAAUAUCUGUAUAAUCAUACAAAUAAAUGCCCUUACCAGGAUUCGAACCCGGGACCAUCGGCUUCAUAGGCAGGGUCACUACCCUUUAGGCCAGACUGGUCGUCAUAAUUAAACUAAAUGAUCGCAUCAAAGGACUAUGCGUCAAAAUUGCCCCAAAACCAACAGAGUUGAGAAUUAGGUCAUUAGAUAGGUAUUUCUAUGUACUUCAUUUUGUUCUAUGAGCACCAAGCGGAAUUCCAUUGCAGAACUGAGAAAUUGGUAUUUUAGUCAAAAUUCGUCACCCUUAUUACCUAGGCAAUAGAGUCCACCGCCGGGCGAGCGCGGAAAAUCAUUCGGUGUGCUCGUCCGGCGGCGCGCGAACAUCUACCCUGCAGCAAUUAAUUUACUUGGACUCUAUUGCCUAGGUAAUAAGGGUGACGACAUUUUGGCUAAAAUACCAAUUUCUCAGUUCUGCAAUGGAAUUCCGCUUGGUGCCCAUAGAACAAAAUGAAGUACAUAUAAAUACCUAUCUAAUUACCUUACUCUCAUUUCUGUUGGCGUUGGGUCCAGGCUCCAUACAAAGUUGCCCAUGGUCCUUUGUUCUGUUAUAGUUUUUACAGUACAAAUGGUGCUAAAUGCUACUUUACCGUCCUACGGCGGGAUUAAGGACAAUACGUGUCUAGUCCAACAUUUUAAGGGCUAUAUGUACUGUAAAACGUUGUACAAUACACGUGCGAAAAGGUAAUUCGCGUGGCAAAGUGGCAAUAAAUUGAAACACGACCGAAAGGAGGGUUUGAAACCGACACGAGUUCCUACUUUUCGCAUUUGUAUCGUAAUGACUAUGUAUUAUCUACACCCUUUCAUGUAAAUCAUGACACAAGCACGCUGGUGUCACUAAAUGCGAUUCUGACACCCAUGAACUGGCCUUAUACGCAGAGCCCGUGCCCGUCUAACGAACGAACGAACGAAGUAGGGAAGACCGAGGAGAGUUGUGACAGAGGAUACUUGUGAUAUUAUCGAUUUUUUGGAAUCUAUUAACUAGAAACUAGGUCGCAAUAGCGCGCGUUUGUUAGUUCAAGCUACGAGCUAACAAACGCACACUGUUGCGACCUAGUUUCUAGUUAAUAGAUUCCAAAAAUCGACGAUGUCACAACUCUCCUCUGUCACAACUCAUCUCGGUCUCCCCUAAUAUAUAAUUCAAUCGAUUAUAACACGGGAUUUUAUAGUAAAAUAGCCUAUUUUAUUUGUAUUUUAUAGUAAAAUGUUGAUUGAUUGUGAAAUAUAGAAAAAUGACGAAAAAGCCAAAUGUAUACGUCUUGGAACCUUAAGCUGCAGGUAUUCCUAAUUUUUAAUAGAGUUAGACCAAGAAAAGGCUGCAGCGAUUUUGAUAGCCCACGCAGUGCAAGUGUUAUUUUAAACGUCAAACUUCUAUGAAAUUAUGACGUAUAAAUAACACUGCGUGUGUCAAAAUGGCGGCAGACUUUUUUUGGUCUAACUCUAGUUAAACAUAAUGAAAUUAUUAUCUAAUGACUAAAUUGUACUGAAUGUAAUAAAAUUGGUAUUAAUGUUCCAUAGGAAUGAUAGAAUAAAUAAUUUAAUUUGACCUCAAUAGUUUUAAGUCGCAAUUGGUUUCUGGAUCUCGACUUUUGUUGCAUUUGUUUUCAUUAUUUGUUACCAUAGAAAUGACAAGAAAAUAAUGAUUCUUAACCUUGUAGGAGGUAGAGAUACAAUAGAGAGUACUCUCUCCAGGCGGGCGUUAUGCCUGGGGACCGAAGUCCACUGAGAGUUAGUCGGAAGUUAUACCGGGUAUGGCAUGUAACAUGAGCAAAAAAUUUAACUGUAGGCUGCACUCCUCAUACUGACCAACAUUUGUUCAGCGACUUUUAAAAAUAACUUGUGGUGUGAUUUUUAAUACACAUUAAAGUUUAUUCUAAGACGCAAUGUAUUGCGAAUUUUGUUAUGUUUAAGACGUGACAAGCAACGUCAAUUACAAUGAAAUGGCGUGGCGAUGGCGUCCAUUGAAGAUAAUAUUUAUUUUGUAUGAAAAAUAGGGAGUCUAAAUACUUCAUAAUUUUUAAAAGUUGUUGAACAAAACUGUUACCGUUUGAGGAGUGCAAUCUAUGUUUUAAUUAUUUGCUCAUGUUACAGGCCACACGACCCGGUAUAGCAACUGACAUUUAAAACUCCGUAAGCGCGAUGUAGGUAUCUUACUAAUUGCGCUCUAGCUCCCUAACGCCAUCUGUUAGAUUAUUAAUGGCACGACGUUGGCACUGACAGCUAGAGGAUUCGCCACAACCUUUUGACAGUCACGUCAACUGACGCGCGCGGCUACAACCCAAUAUCAACCGUCGUGCAUUCCCAUAAGGUUCACUAUGGCGUGCCGCACACGAUACGUGAAUUUCAAAGGACUAAUUUACUUUUUUUUAUAUGUGGACUUUAUAGUAUUUUUCAAACUGGAAGGCCCGAUAGAUGUCAUCUCCAUACAAUUGUGACGUCCCACGGGUAAAGGUACUUUAUGGCGGUUGGCGCUCACGCUAUUAUUAACGCCGCUCCAAUAUUAUUGCGGCGCUAUGCUACGUAAGCGCCAGCCGCCAUAAGGUACCUUUUGCCGUGGAACGUCACAAUUUAUAACCUAAAAAUGCCAAAUGUCGCAAAAUUGUAUUGAAUUGACAUUUAUCAUCCUUUCCAGUUUGAAUAAUACUAAAAAAUACCAUGGUAUAGAACAAAAUUAGGUUUUAUAAUAAAAUUAUGAUUCUUAUUCCACUAUGUUCGUAACUUUUGGAAUUUCCGUAAUUAUGUAAUCAGUAUUUUUUGAUCUUUUUUUUUUAAAUGUAUUGAAUUGGCGAAGUCAUAGGAGUGUAUUAAAAUUAACAUCAUUGUAGUGUUAGGUAUAAUACAAUGAGAAAGAAUAUAUCAUUCUUAAAUAUGUAUUGUGUUAGAGGAUGAAUUGCCUAUUGACACAAAAUGUACUCAAUGUAUUAAAGUUUACUGUCAAAUAAAAGAGCUGUCCAAAACUGCCAAGACCCAGUUUUAUAGAAAAAGGCCAAAGCAUUCUUUUCAAUUUGAUUUAACAUAAUCCGUGUAGACCAAGGUAAGUCUGCAGUGAUUUUGAUAGCACGCGCAGUGCAAUUUAUACGUCAUAAUUUCAUAGAACACUUGCACUGAACAACAAAAUCGUUGCAGACUUGUCUUGGUCUAUUUAGACCUAAUAUAAUGUAAAUGAAAAUAAUAUUAUAAACUGUUAUCAAAUGAAAAUAAAAUGUUUACUGAGGGCCUUCGACGUGUUGCCUCCCUGUCACACUUACGUACGAAUUUACAAGUGCGACAGAGAGGCAACACGUCGAACGUGAUUGGCGGUAGGCCCUCUGAUACACAAUGCAAUGUUCAAAAUUUCAGAGUAACGUGAUUUCAUAUAAUUGUUAUUAUUAUGAUGAUAUUUAACAUAGGUAGGUAUAUGUAAUCAUAGUUGAGCUGUUUGCUCAAGUAUUUCGCACAUUUAGUCCAGGCAAAUGUCCUGUGGCUUUAGGGGCUAUUCAUAAAUUACGUCAUUUCAAAUUAGGGGGGGGGGGGGGUCUAGACAUCGGACGAUGGUAGCAUGACUUAGGAGGAAACGGGGUCAUUCGAAUCGUCAAAAAUCGAUGACGUUAUUUAUGGACAGCCCCUUAGCAUAGAGAAAAAAAAUACAUCAAAUCUGAUGUAUGGAGUGAACACUCUAUUCCUACUAUAUUUCUCUAUGGUUUUAGGCAGUUUUCCGUCAGUGUAAUGAGGCGAGAUGCAAGGAGUAUUACAUCAUGUAAUAUAUUAAAACCUACAAAACUUUUUUUUUUUAUAUUUCAGGACAUUUUUUACACAAAUUGACUGAGCCCCACGGUAAGCUCAAGAAAGCUUGUGUUGUGGGUACUCAGACAACGAUGUAUAUAAUAUAUAAAUACUUAAAUACAUAGAAAACAACCAUGACUCAGGAACAAAUAUCUGUAUCAUCAUACAAAUAAAUGCCCUUAUGAGGAUUCGAACCCGGGACCAUCGGCUUCAUAGGCAGGGUCACUACCCACUAUAAUUCGUUUUUUUUAGCAUUAGAAAGAACUCCACAGAAGUAAGCGUACAGUUAUUAUAAGGCUCUUUAAUUGUUAAUAAUGAUUGAAUUAUCUAAUGUAGCACGGUCAAUACAUAUAAUUUACUUCGAAUUAUUACCGCUAAAAUUGCCGGAUUUGGAACCACAUGCUUACUUCUGCGAAGUUCUUUCUAAUGCUAAAAAAAACGAACUAUAGGCCAGACCGGUCGUCAACUCUCACUAGUGGUCACAAAUAAAGUCUUCUUCCUCGCGUUAUCCCGGCAUUUUGCCACGGCUCAUGGGAGCCUGGGGUCCGCUUGACAACUAAUCCCAUGAUUUGACGUAGGCACUAGUUUUUACGAAAGCGACUGCCAUCUGACCUUCUAACCCAUAGGGGGAACCAGGCCUUAUUGGAAUUAGUCCGGUUUCCUCGCGAUGUUUUCCUUCACCGAAAAGCGACUGCUAAAUAUCAAAUGAUAUUUCGUACAUAAGUUCCGAAAAACUCAUUGGUACGAGCCGGGGUUUGAACCCUCGACCUCCGGAUUGCAAGUCGCACGCUCUUACCGCUAGGCCACCAGCGCUUCAUAAAUAAAGUACUGUAAAUAAUAAAUUGCCAUUCGCUAUUAAUAUUUUUUAUCUUUAUCUUUAUUUAUUUAUUUAAUCUUUAUUGCACAAAAGAAAAAUCUUAUAGUGCAAAAGGCGGACUUAAUGCCAUAAGGCAUUCUCUACCUGUCAUUUUGUUUUUUUGUGUUUAUCUGUCAUUUUGACUUAUGUAUUAGUAAGAAAGGGAGAAAACAUAAAUUAACUAAUUCAGACUCGUAAUUUUAUAAGGGGGUAGCUCUAUAUACUUUUGAGAGUAGAGUUAAACUUUAGUGGCGCCAUCUAUGUUGAGAUAUCAGUUCUUAACUUUUUGCCUCUUGCAUUGACGCUAAGCGCCACUUCCACCAUCCCACUGACCCGGGGUUAACCGGUUAAACCUGGAGUUGCCAUGGUUACCAGUACCAUUUCACACUGGGUUAACGGUUUAACCGCUUAACCCCGGUUUAGUGGGAUGGUACAAGUGGGUAGGCCCACAAACCCAGUGCUCUAUUUAUGUGUACUACCAAAAUAAUAUUUCUUCUGACAUUAAUAUCCUAUUCUAUUUUUGGUCAAAUCGCAUGUGUGAAAUUUGUACAUAUAUCUAAUAUUGUAACUUGAAUUGUAAAUAUAUUAUCUAGGUCCAAUACUUUAGUCUGAUCGUGUGUUAAACUGUACAUAACUCGGUGGUAGAAUUAUUCUAAAAUUUCUAAAUGCUAUGUAUAAUUUAAACAUUUACUUGAAAGUCUGAUAUUGUUUAGUUUUCGAAUGUAUUUUCCGAUGAUUUAAUAGGGUCGGCCGGUCAAAUUUAACAGAUGACGCCAGCGUAGUUUGCCCUGUCAGUCCCUAGAAUUGUGUCAAAUGAUUGUUUUUUUCUUAUUUAACGCCCUAGCGUCCAGGUCCUUAAGCCAAAUCUCAUGGAACUAAACUAGGGAUAGGGGCAGGCUAUGAUGGCGCCAUCUAUGCAAACUUGUGACAGUCAACCCUAUUGACUGUAUAUGUCUAGGUAGAAUAGAUAUAUGUUUAAAACAUAGUUACGAUCCACUAAGUAUGUAUAUGGCUCCUAAAAGUACCCAUAUUUAAAAAAACCUGUCCUAUCUUCUUAAAAAGGGGUUGUGCACAAAUCACGCGAGGCUACUUUUGGCACAACCCCAUUAAGAGGCAUUGUGAAAUAAAAUACAAUGUCAAAAAAUUAUCCAGUUUUUAUAAAAUCUAUACCUACCUAAUUUUGUACUGCUGUAUUGGUAGCUACGGAAUAUAAUACGAAAAAAAUACUGAAUAUAUGAUUAAUUGACGUUAGACGUAAUAGUAAUUCACUGAUAAUGUUUUCAUAUAACAAAAUCAAUAGUAUAUUUUAGAAUAAAUAUGAACGCGCAGAACACAGGUGAUUUAGUGAAAAAUCGUACGCUUUUACAAAUAUAUUUGUCUGGCUCGCAAUGACGAUUCUCACAACUAAAAAUCUAAGAAGUUUACGAAUUAUCAAUGAAGGCCAGAGCUCACUGGAUGUAUGUGCACGCACACGGCACGCAAGCGGUGUGCCGUCUCCCAUAAAACACAACACGCACAUGCACUUAUCCGCAUAUCAUUUAUAUCUAAGGUCUGGCCUUACGGGCACUAAAAAUUGUACUAAAUAGUUCAGCGGUGUCACUUGCGAAUUCGAGCCAAUCGUGCAGCCUAACGCAACUAAUUGCGACCAAUCGCGCCAGUGAUGCGAGCUCGUCUACCAAUCGCACGCGUGAUGCGAACUCACCAACCAAUCGCGAUGUAGCGGUGUCACACCGCUGUACUGGCCCCAUUCUUAUUUGGCAAGGCCAGUACUUAGAUAUCAACGGCAAUGCCGCAUACGCAUCCGGUGUGCACAGGCAUAUAACAUGCAGUACAACAGAUAGAGUACGUCUGCCCAAUGCGGUCCCGUGUUCUGCGCUUUACCCAGUGUCUUAAUCGCGUUCGAGACUCACAAUUUUAAACAAAUGACAUUCUAAAACAAAGUACCUAAGUAUUUUAGACGUUGCCUCGACGGGGAUCGAAUCCCCACCGUGACCCCAACAGGCAUCUAUUGUAUGCUAAUUGUUAGUUUAAAACAAUGUGCUUAGCUGUAAAUGGCAUUUGUGAAAUGUUUCGAUAUUUUUAGUUUUUUUUUUAUAGGUAUUGAACGUGUUAAUUAUUUUUAAAUUACUUAUGUUGCAUUUUGCAGGCUUUUUUGAAUUGUUUUCGUUGACUUGUGUCGUUAAGCGAUAGUGGGUGUAAUUAUGUGUAAACUCAAAAUAAAAAUCAUUAAUGAAUA